ACAAGACUCUCUUCUCCCUCUAUUUCCUUUUUUUUCCCAACCAUUUUCCCUCCUUUGCUUCUUCCCCACAGAAGCAGCAGUGUGAGUGAUAUUCAUGCCCCAAACUAUCAUUCUUUGAUGUUUCUCUAGUUUAUCAUUUCAUUUCCUUUUUCCCAACAAAUUGAAGAAGAAGAAGGCGGAUGUUACAGUAAUGGAUUCAACUGCAAUCUUCUCUAAAAUCUUUCUCAUGUUUUGCCUCUUUCUCUUUCCAGGUCCAAGUGAUACAAGGAAGAUUAAUAUUUACAGCAACAAAAAGGACAUUACAACUCCUAUAGCUACAAUACCAAUCAUGAUUCCGACCACCACUCCUAUUUCAUCAACUCCGGUCUUGAACCCUACUUCAAACCCAGAUUCCGCAACAUCUCCGAUGACAAUGUCACCGAUGACGGCGGUUCCGGUGACAACAACAACGAGGGGCGGUGGCAGCUGGUGCGUGGCCAGCCAAAGUGCAUCACAAAGUGCAUUGCAAGUAGGUCUAGACUACGCGUGUGGGUACGGCGGUGCAGACUGUGCGGCGAUCCAGCCGGGUGGAGGGUGUUACAAUCCGAACACGAUACACGCGCAUGCUUCAUAUGCGUUUAAUAGCUACUUCGGGAAGAACCCGGUUCCUAGUAGCUGUAACUUUGGAGGCGCUGCCGUUACCACCAGCAUUGAUCCAAGUAAGUUUAAUACUCCAUUCAAUGUUUUGCAUUUAUUACAUCUAGCUCCCCCCGUAAACCCGGUUCAUAUUUAA
Hibiscus syriacus is the source of this 772-nucleotide messenger RNA. RefSeq names its product major pollen allergen Ole e 10-like. Lineage: Eukaryota; Viridiplantae; Streptophyta; Magnoliopsida; Malvales; Malvaceae. The transcript has 2 exons. The coding region runs from base 191 to 772 and encodes 193 amino acids. The record is from RefSeq and is a predicted model, not a curated record.